Terrapene triunguis (Three-toed box turtle) is the source of this 3398-nucleotide messenger RNA. RefSeq names its product brain-specific angiogenesis inhibitor 1-associated protein 2-like. Gene Ontology annotation, biological process: positive regulation of actin filament polymerization; actin filament bundle assembly; actin crosslink formation. The record is from RefSeq and is a predicted model, not a curated record. Gene Ontology annotation, molecular function: protein binding. The transcript is spliced from 8 exons. Gene Ontology annotation, cellular component: cytosol; nucleoplasm. Lineage: Eukaryota; Metazoa; Chordata; Testudines; Emydidae. The coding region runs from base 1 to 1014 and encodes 337 amino acids.
AUGUGGGGGAGUGGUGUGAAGGAGCUGCUGGGGGCCAAGCUGCCCGGCUGGCAGCAGUCCUGCGUCCAGCCCACCCGCCUGCCCGACCGCGCUCUGGCCCUGGUGAAGCAGACGGCCAACAGCCCUGCCGUGCCCGCCAUCUCCGACCCGCUGCCCGCCCCCCAGCCCCUGGAGGUGCCCCCCGAGCUGGCACCCCUGCUGGGGGGCGGGGGGCUGGCCCUCAACCACCGCGUCUCACUGCAGGAAGCGACUCUGCUCCCCAACGGCGAUUCUCACCGCACCCGGGGCUCCCGUGACCUGGGGCACCCGCCCGCCAGCGAGCCCCUCACCGUCCCGCUAGGCCUGCCGGCCCCGCAGCCCGCACCAGCCACGCAGAGCCCCCCUCCGCCCAGGGCCAGCGAUGGCUACUCCUGUACCCUGCCCAUCCCCCGCAAAGCCUCCGCGGAGACCCGCCUCGCCACGCUCACAGAGAACAGGACCCUGCCGCGGGUCGGGGCGCUGGCCGAGCGGCGCCGGGUCCAGGCCGUGUUCUCCCACGCAGCCGGCGAGAGCAGCACCCUGCUCAACUUCCAGGAAGGCGACGUCAUCGCGCUGCUGGUGGCCGAGGCCCGGGACGGCUGGCACUACGGGGAGAAUGAGGCCACGUGCAUGAAAGGCUGGUUCCCCUUCUCGUACACCCGGCCCGUCCCCCCUGCCGAGACCCCCGAGAAACCCCACGGCAGUUUUCCCCUGAGCAAACUCAACAGCAGCAGCACGGGGACCCUGGACAAAGUGGGGUGUGUGGCCCCCAGCCCGGAGGGGGGUCACGGGGGGGCCACCUUGCGCUACGCCCCCUCCCCCCGCUCCAGCACCUUCCGCCAGCGCCCCUAUAGCAUGAUGAACCCCGACCUGUCACAGUUAGCGAACGAAUUUGGGAGCCCCCUGAACUCCUCCCCGUCCAGGUCUAACCCCUUCGCUCACGUCAGGCUGAAGCGGACGGUGACCAACGACCGCUCGGCCCCGCUGAUCCAGUGAGGCCCCGGGCGCCCGCCGAUCGCCCCCCGGGGGAGAGAUGCCAGGAGCCCCCCCGCUCGGGAAGGACUGGGGAACUGGCGGGGGGCCUCCCCCCCCCAUGCAGCCCGCGGCUCCCUCUAGUGGCUGCUUUGCAGAAGAGCAUCCCAACAGCCGGGCUCGGGCCGUAUCACGCAGCGGGAGGGUUCGGGGUUCGAAUCCCGCCGACGAUGCCUGGAGUGGGGGGAACAGGAAUGGAGCUGGGCCCCGGGGAGCCACAGGGUGGGGGAAGGGAGGGGGAGAGGCUGCCCCCCGAGAUAGAAAUGCCUCCUGAGGGCUCUGCUAUGGGUUACGUGUGUAUCUGUCCGUUCCCCCUUGCACCCCUCUGUCAUCCCCCUACACACAUCCAUCCCCUCUGCACUCUUCUGUCUGCCCCCAUGCCCCCCUCUAUCCGUCUGUCCUGUGCACACAUCCGUCCCCCUGCCCACCCCUCUACCCAUCGGUCCCAGCUCCCCCAGGGGGGCUGCUACGCCCUAGCUUUUCACCAGGUCUUCGGAGGAGCCUGAGGCCCCGCCCUUCCCCCCUGGGCUCCAGCCCCCCUGCUUCCCCCUGGGAGCUCUGCCCAGCCGACCCACCAGAGCCAGCCGCCUGGGGGAGCCCCUCACCCCCUGGUAGCGCUGCCUAGAUGUGGGGAGCCCAGAGGUUCGCCAUCCACCACUGCCUCGGGCCAUUGUCCCUGCUGGGUUCCCGGCCGGAGGGUCCCCUCCUCAGGGGGGUGAAUUGCCCCGCGGCAGGUGGCAUGUAACCGGGGCAGGUGGCUAACAGGAGGCCGGUUUUUAAGCCCGGCUUCCGUGCCAGGCCAACGGGGUGAAACUCGAGGGCAGAGCAGAAGGCGCCCAGAGGUGGGUGAAGGCGGGUCGGUGGGGAAGGGAAAUCCCUGUCUCGCCCAGCGGCUGGAAUCCGAGGGGGCAACCGACGUGUGGCCAAGGGGGUGGGUGGGUCUAGCGUCCUUGAACAAGGCUCUGAAGCAAAGCCGGCCGGGCCCAGGGGGAAGGGGGUGGUUAAAAGACAGGGGACAAAGGGGAAAGGGGCAGUUUUCAGACCGGAGAGCGGUAGAUGGGGGGGCCCCCAGGGUCUGGGCUGGGCAGCGUACUCAGAAAGGCAAACGGGGCGAACGCUGAGCAAACACUUGCAGACGAGACAAACUGACUCCGGCUCGUUAAGUCCAAAGCGCCCGGCGAAGAGCCCCCAAAAGAUCUCACCGAACAGGGGGACUGGGCCAUGAAACGUGGGGUUGAGAAACGUGACGCUGGAAACCGUCAUCCCAGCCGGACCUACGCCAGGAAGGGAUCUAGAUGAGCAGGUACCACCCGAGACCGAGAUGGCGGAGUCGGGAUCGUUCGCUGCAAACGGCAGGUAACAGGAGGUUAGGAAACGGGGGGAGAAUCGGACAGACGACACCCUAGUGCCGCUAUAUCAACCCAGGGCGCGCCCACCCCUUGAGUACGGCGGGCGGUUCGGGUCGCUCCAGCUCCAAACAGAUCUGUUGGCGUUGGGAAAGGUGUGGAGAAGGUCAGAGAAAUGAUGCGGGGGUGGAACAGCUUCUGGCUGAGGAGAGACGAAAAGGACGGGCACCGUUCAGAGACGGCGAAGGGGGAUGUGAGAGAGGGCUGUGAAAUCGGGACGGGGAUGGAGACGGGGAACGGGGAAGUGCAAGUUACCCCUUCACGUGAGGUGAGAACCAGGGCUCAGCCGAUGAAACGAAAACAAACCGACGGCAGCACCGUCAACCUGGGGAACUCCCUGCCGGGGGAUGCUGGGAAGGGCGAAAGUCGAACGGGGUUCGAGAGUGAGUCCAGCACUGGUGGUCACGGGGGCAACCCAGGCUCUGGGUGUCCCUAAACCUCUGCCUGCCCGAAGCCAGGAGCGGCCGAUGGGGGCGCUCACGCGACAGUCGCCCUGUUCUGUUCAUUCUCCGUGAUGCAGCGGGCCCCGGACACUGGCGGCAACAAGCCACUGGGCCGGCGGGACCCUUGGUUGGCCCCAGCGCGACUGUUCUUCCCUGGUCCUCAGGGGCCCGUUGGCUGUGUGGUUCCUCCGUCAAUCAGGGUCGCUUCCAGCUGCCCCUUUAACACCCUGUUCACCCAACCCGCCGCGGUCCAUGGCCCCACCCUCAUGGCACCAGCUCUGUCCCGAGAGCAGCUUUGUAACCCUUCAGCCCCCACAGGGGAGCCGCGCAAAGCACAGAGGGAAACUGAGGCAAACAUGGGCCUCAAAAAUAUUACAGCAAAUUUCCACUUCCUCAUGCCAUCCAUCAAUACGAUUUUAGGUAUGCGUCCAUCCAUCCCUCCACAUCCCCUCUAUCCAUCCAUCCAUCCCCCAACCCCUGUAUCUAUCCAUCCAUCUUC